Messenger RNA from Myotis davidii, 1011 nucleotides. RefSeq names its product family with sequence similarity 71 member F2 (gene GARIN1A). The record is from RefSeq and is a predicted model, not a curated record. NCBI's taxonomy places the organism in Eukaryota, Metazoa, Chordata, Mammalia, Chiroptera, Vespertilionidae. The transcript has 4 exons. The coding region runs from base 126 to 854 and encodes 242 amino acids. Gene Ontology annotation, cellular component: nucleus.
UGGCCACAGGCAUUUUUUUUCUUAAAGUACUGCUUUCUAGCAUCUGUAUCCUUCCACUCUUGUCUUCUGCUUCUCUGACCCAAGAACCUGGGGCUGAUUUCUAGGUCACUAAGUCUGGGGACUGGAUGAAUGUCCCUGAAGGGUCUACCACCACCGUGAUCCUUGGGGUAACCUCCUCAGUGCCCUCCUUGCCGCUCCCCAACAUCCUCCUGAUGGCCAACGUCACCUGGCCCCAGGGUCAGUUUUCCACCCGCAACACACCUGGCUGUGCUCCUGUCAUCACCCUCAGCAGGAUUCUCCCCCUGAAGUUUGUGGAGCUACGAAUCUGUGACCGGCUCCAGCGCAUCCUGCGGAUUAGGACAGUGACUGAGAAGAUCUACUACAUGAAGCUCCACGAAAAGCACCCGGAGGCCGUGUUUCAGUUCUGGAUCCGCUUGGUGAAAAUUCUGCAGAAAGGCCUGUCCAUCACCACCAAAGACCCGAGAAUUCAGUUCACCCACUGCCUGGUGCCCAAGAGGCCCUGCAGCUCCACUGAAACAACACCUGAAAGCAGCUGCCUGUCAUCCUCCCAGCCCAGCGAAAACUUCUUGCUGUGGAAAGCAGAGCAGACUAGCGACAUUUUCUCACACUUCCCAGGAAGAGUCAGCCUCACAGAAGACAGAAAACAGGCCACUGAAAUCAAGGAUUCCAAGAGCUGCAGGAAGACACCCUUGCCGGUGGCAUCUUCAGCCAAUGUGAUUGUACCGAUGAGAGCCAUGUUGAGCCACAGCCUCUGGGAACAAGAGAAUCCAGACGAGUGCUUACCACAGGCUCCUGUAGCCAGUUCCCUAGGAGAGAACUUACUGGGACCCUGACAACUGCCCAAACGGGUGAUCUUCCUGGCUUUAGUCAGCGCACUGGCUACAGCCUCCCAUCAUGCUAUGCUGUUUUCCCACCGUGGGCCAAUGACCAUGGGAGAAGUAAGGUGGUGUUUAAAACAAGGUGCUCCUAUACUUCCACCAAUAAACCUCC